Molecule: messenger RNA, 1704 nt
Organism: Nycticebus coucang (slow loris)
Lineage: Eukaryota; Metazoa; Chordata; Mammalia; Primates; Lorisidae
Gene: DRD5
Product: dopamine receptor D5
Exons: 1
Coding region: 265-1704 (479 amino acids)
Biological process (GO): adenylate cyclase-activating adrenergic receptor signaling pathway
Cellular component (GO): plasma membrane
Molecular function (GO): G protein-coupled receptor activity; dopamine neurotransmitter receptor activity
Source: RefSeq, a predicted model, not a curated record
UGCGGGCACCACCAGCCGACCCCCGCCGCCGGCUCCCGGACUGGAGGGAUGCUACGCAGCCACUGACCGCGAGGCGCUUGAGGAGACGAGAAGAGUCCCCACUUGCUCCGGGGACCCGCGCAGCUCAAGGUGAGCGCCCUGCCCCCAGGACUUGAGGGUCUCUUGGCUAAGAGCGCGCAACCCGGGGCGCCCAAUGGGGCCGCCCCGGGGGCGCCCGACUGAAGUUGGGACAGUGCGCGGCCCAACCCUGCGGCCAAGCCCGAUAUGCUGCCCCCGGGGGGCAACGGCAGCGAGUCCCCUAGGCAGUGGGGGCGGCAGCAUCGGCUGGCCCAGGGGGACACCAUGGGGGGCUCGGCGGGGGCGCGGCUGUUGGGGCCGGUACAGGUGGUCACCGCCAGCUUCCUGACCCUGCUCAUCAUCUGGACUCUGCUGGGCAACGUGCUGGUGUGCGCGGCCGUCGUGCACAGCCGCCACUUGCGCGCCAAGAUGACCAACGUCUUUGUAGUGUCCCUGGCCGUGUCCGACCUCUUCGUGGCGCUGCUGGUCAUGCCUUGGAAGGCAGUCGCUGAGGUGGCUGGUUACUGGCCCUUUGGGGCCUUCUGCAACGUCUGGGUGGCCUUCGACAUCAUGUGCUCCACCGCCUCCAUCCUGAACCUGUGCGUCAUCAGCGUGGACCGCUACUGGGCCAUCUCCAGGCCCUUCCGCUACCAGCGCAGAAUGACCCAGCGUGUGGCCUUGGUUAUGGUUGGCCUGGCUUGGAGCCUGUCCAUCCUCGUCUCCUUCAUUCCAGUCCAGCUCAACUGGCACAGGAACAAGGCAGGCUCCUGGGUUGGGGUAGACCUGCCGUCCAGCCUGGCCAACGCGACGCCCUGGGAGGAAGCCGAGGCGCUCGAGGUGAGCGCGGAGAACUGUGACUCCAGCCUGAACAGGACUUACGCCAUCUCCUCCUCGCUCAUAAGUUUCUACAUCCCGGUGACGAUCAUGAUCGUGACCUACACGCGCAUCUAUCGCAUUGCCCAGGUGCAGAUCCGGAGGAUUUCCGCGCUGGAGAGGGCGGUGGGGCAAGCACAGAGCUGUCGGAGCUGCACCACUGGUGCGGACGACACCACCCUGCCAGCUUCCAUCAGGAAGGAGACCAAGGUCCUCAAGACCCUGUCGGUGAUCCUGGGGGUCUUCGUGUGCUGCUGGCUGCCCUUCUUCGUCCUUAACUGCAUGGUCCCGUUCUGCAGCGGACGCCCCGAGGGCCUGAGUUCUGGCUUCCCGUGCGUCAGCGAGACGACCUUCGACGUCUUCGUCUGGUUGGGCUGGGCUAACUCCUCGCUCAACCCUGUCAUCUACACCUGUAAUGCUGACUUCCGGAGGGUGUUCGCCCAGCUGCUGGGCUGCAGCCGCCUCUGCUCCCGCACCGCCGUGGGGACGGUGCGCAUCAGCAACGAGCUUGUCUCCUACAACCCAGACGCUGUCUUCCCCAAGGAGCCUGCAGCUUCCUGCAUGCGUGUGAUCCCCCACAUGCUGACCCCCACGGUCAGGGAGAGGGACUACGAGGAAGAGGCGGGCUCGCUCGAUCCUAUGUGCAAUAUCACUCGGAGGGCCUCAGAUGGGGACCCUGCAGCUGGGUCUGUCUGGGAGCUAGACUGCGAGGGGGACAUUUCAUUAAAGAAAAUAACGCCUUUCACCCCAAAUGGAGCCCAUGAAACUGCAUAG